This is a messenger RNA of Lepus europaeus (European hare), 894 nucleotides long. It is a transcript of the gene FAM170B, whose product is annotated as family with sequence similarity 170 member B. Bases 1 to 894 code for a protein of 297 amino acids. The record is from RefSeq and is a predicted model, not a curated record. Gene Ontology annotation, cellular component: acrosomal vesicle. NCBI's taxonomy places the organism in Eukaryota, Metazoa, Chordata, Mammalia, Lagomorpha, Leporidae. Gene Ontology annotation, biological process: fertilization. The transcript is spliced from 2 exons.
AUGAAACGCCACUUCUCGGACCACAGGGGAGAGCAGUCGCCAGCUGAUGGGACCACCCUCAGCUUGACCACACCUGAGUCCACGCAGGAGAGCCUGGGAGUGUGCUGGCCAGGGAUCCUAAAGGACACCCACUCGCCCCCGCCAGGGCCCGCCAUUCCCCAUGACGAGGAUACCUGGUUUGCCUCCAGGGCCCGGCGCGUGCUGGGCUGGAGCAGCUCCCCAUCCUCGCAGUCCGCCUCUGAGUACCAGUCCUACUCGCAGUACAAGUCCUGCUGCUCCUGCGUGUGCGACGAGGAGGGGCCCCCGCAGAGCGUGUGCGCGCUCUACACCCACGUGCAGACCGUGCGCGGCGUGGCGGUUGCCUGGGAGACCGAGGAGGGCUUCGAGCCAAUCAGCAGGAAGCCCCGCAUCCGCGAGGCCGAGUUCAUCAAGAGGCAGAGGAGGAAAGGUUCGUCCUUCGAGAUGGCGUCCAACACCGACCUGCGCUGGGAGCUCGAAGCGUGUCAGGACGACUGCUGCUCGGAGCCCGAGGACCCGGAGCAGCUGCUGGAGUGCUCCCCGCAGGAGCUGCGGGCCCCUCCGGACUGGCUGGUCACCACGAACUACGGGCUGCGCUGCGUGGCCUGCUGCCGGGUCUUCCCCACGCUGGGGGAGCUGCUGGAGCACGCCCAGUAUGGCAUCCGCGAGGGCUUCAGCUGUCAGAUCUUCUUUGAAGAGAUGCUGGAGAGAAGGCGGGCCCGGGAGCGAGCCCAAGACCCGCAGCUGGAGGAGGAGGAGGAGGACGAGGAGGGGGAGGAGGAGGAGGAAGAACAGAGCCCGUCAGACACUAGCGAAUACCCGAGCCCAAAGGACAAGGUGCUCCAGUCUCAACAGCUGCCGCAGAAGCAGCAGUGA